Molecule: messenger RNA, 2158 nt
Organism: Lycium barbarum (goji berry)
Lineage: Eukaryota; Viridiplantae; Streptophyta; Magnoliopsida; Solanales; Solanaceae
Product: pectinesterase-like
Exons: 2
Coding region: 164-1936 (590 amino acids)
Biological process (GO): cell wall modification
Molecular function (GO): pectinesterase inhibitor activity; pectinesterase activity
Source: RefSeq, a predicted model, not a curated record
GAGAAGCUUCCUCUGUUUGAACACUACUAUCUUUCCUUUUUUCCUUCUACAUUGUGCUCUAUAGGAAAGAGGGAAAGAAUAUUAUCAAAAAAAAAAAAAAAAAAAAAAGGAAAAAGAAAAAGAAAAAAAAUUAAGAGAAGAGGGCAAGAAAAAGAUCGAAAAGAUGGUGGGCAAAAUAGUGGUUUCGUUAGUAUCGUUAGUUCUUUUAGUUGGUGUGAUAAUCGGAGUGGUGGUCGUUGUCCACCAAAAUGGGGAUCACAAAGAAGAUAAAAACACCAAAGUCCAAAUGAAGAAAGUGCACGAGUUCUGUCAGGCCGCUGAUUUCAAAGACGCAUGUGCCAAGUCGCUCGAAGGAGUAGCCAAAAAUGAGUCCGCUACAAUAAAGGACUACCUAAUGGCUGCCUUCCAAAACACUGUGGAAGAAGUGAAAAAGGGUAUGGAGGAGGCUAGGAAAACUUCGGUUAACAAAGAAACCGACCCUUACAAUCACAUGGCGGUGGAUGAUUGCAAGCAGUUCUUGCAAUUCGCCAUCGAAGAGCUCGAGGACUCGCUCGCAUUGGUCGGUGAGACGGACAUUGAGUCACUCCAUGAGUAUACAUAUGAUCUGUUGAAUUGGAUUGGCACUGUCUACUCCUACCAAUCCAUAUGCCUUGAUCAACUAACAACUCCCGAGUACAAAUCCGUUAUGGAAAAAGGCUUGACGAACGCUACUCAGCUCACCAACAACGCGAUCAACAUCAUAGCAAAGAUGUCGGAGGUUUUGAAAUCCUUCAACAUUCAAAUCCCCGAAGGGCUCCUCGAUAGCACCAACAGCUCUCCUCACCGCCGUCUCCUCGAAUUAAACAAGAUCGAUCAGGACGGUUACCCAACAUGGUUCCCCGCUGCUGAUCGUAAGCUUUUGGGAAAACCCUCGAAAAAGAAAGGAAAAGGUGGUGCUGCUCCAGGAGGGGGCGCUCCACUUCCUCCUAUCGGUUCUGGCCCAAUAACUCCUCACGCAGUGGUUGCCAAGGAUGGAAGCGGCAAAUUUAAGACCGUUCAGGAUGCUAUCAGAGCUUACCCACCAAAUCAUCAAGGCAGAUACAUUGUCUACAUCAAGGCUGGGGUUUACGAGGAACAGGUACUUAUCGACAAAAAUCAACCAAACGUGUUCAUGUAUGGUGACGGCGCAGGGAAAUCUAUCAUCACUUGUGACAAAAAUGUUAAACUAAUGAAACUCAGCACCACGGGUUGUGCUACAGUCGGUGUUAACAGCGAUGGAUUCCUAGCGAAGGGAAUUACAUUCCGUAACACUGCUGGUCCAGCAGGGGAACAAGCGGUGGCACUUAGGAUCUCCGGAGAUAUGGCGGCAGUAUUCGACUGCAGCAUGGAGGCGUUCCAAGACACGUUGUACUACCAAACAGGCAGGCAAUUCUACCGCAACUGCGUGAUCUCAGGUACUAUAGAUUUCAUAUUCGGGAGUGGGUCAUGUGUGAUCCAGAACAGUGAGAUCAUUCUAAGAAGGCCUAAGUCGAAGAACUGCGUCACAGCUGAUGGGAAGGAAUUAGCGGACAAAAUCAGUGGGGUGGUAAUCCAAAACUGCAAGAUCGUAGCAGACAAAGAAUACUACCCAGAUAGGUUGAAACUGGAAAAUUACUUAGCACGACCGUGGAAGAAAUUCUCGACCAAUGUUUUCCUGGAAAAUGAGAUCGGUGACCUCAUUAGGCCCGAGGGAUUUAUGAUAUGGGAUAAUGCAAAAUUCCACGAAACAUGUUUUAUGUAUGAGUAUGGCAACAGAGGACCUGGUGCUGCGACUAACGCAAGGAACAAAGUCUUCAAGAAUUACAAGGUCCUUAGCCCACAGGAAGCAACUAAAUACACUGUUGGUACUUUUCUUAAUGCUAAUGAAUGGUUGCCUGGCACCAGUGCACCUUACUACGUUGGUCUUGGUGGAAAAUAGAGCAAACAACAUUCAUUCCCACUUUGAUUUACCUAACUUCUCAACCCCCUAGCUAUGUGUACAUGCUUUUUGCAUGGGAUUCUUUUUUGUUGGAGAAGCUAGCAUCUUUUUUAUGAAAAAAAUAAUUACUAUUGUUUUAGAGGAAUUAUAUAUUUAUGACACAACAUAUUUCAUUCUUGUGUAUGUAAAUGUUUUAUAAUAAAGGCAUUCAUUUCAAUGUUA